Penaeus monodon (black tiger shrimp) is the source of this 1906-nucleotide messenger RNA. Its product is annotated as serine incorporator 1-like. The record is from RefSeq and is a predicted model, not a curated record. Gene Ontology annotation, cellular component: membrane. Lineage: Eukaryota; Metazoa; Arthropoda; Malacostraca; Decapoda; Penaeidae.
UCUUCCUGUUCAGGCGAAAGGACGGAACUGCGUUUCUCUCAUUUUACGACUAUUUUUUAGCGAAACCGAAGCCGAAAUCGAGUUUUCUGAACAAUGGGAGCCGUGCUGGGAGUGUGCAGCUUGGCCCAGAUGGCCUGCUGCUGUGGCUCUGCCUGUAGUCUCUGCUGUUCGGCUUGUCCAUCAUGCAGACUCAACAUCAUCACUCUUAUGUUGCUUAAUGUGCUACGGGCACCUUUGUACUUGCAUUAUGCUUCCCCAGGUUUUAAAAGUGCUUUAAAAAAAGAUUUUUUCCCAUGUGUCCCCCAGCACCAAGCACAUGACCAAGUCCCAUUCUGUGAUAGUGGUGAAGGAACCAGCUUCUUGGAUACUGCAACUGAUGCUGUCAAGGUCGACUGCUCUGGGGUGGUGGGAUAUCUGGCGGUGUAUCGACUGUGCUUUGCUAUGUCGCUGUUCUUCUUCUUUAUGGCCCUCAUUAUGAUAGGAGUGAAAUCCAGCAAGGAUCCAAGAGCAGGCAUUCAAAACGGAUUCUGGGCCAUCAAGUACCUGGUUCUCAUUGGAGCAAUCAUUGGAGCGUUCUUCAUUCCUCACGGGCAGUUCGGACAAGUGUGGAUGUACUUUGGCAUGAUCGGGGGCUUCCUGUUCAUUUUGAUCCAGCUGGUACUCAUCAUCGACUUUGCACACUCCUGGGCCGAGUCCUGGGUCGACCGCUACGAGGAAACUGAGAGCCGUGGAUGGUAUUGUGCUCUGCUGGGCCUUCCCUUCCUGCACUACGCCCUGGGCCACACUGCUAUUGUUCUCUUCUAUGUGUUCUACACUACUUAUGAAAGCUGCAGCCUCCACAAGUUCUUCAUCUCCUUCAACCUGAUCUUGUGUGUGAUCAUCAGCAUCAUCAGCAUCCUUCCCAAGAUCCAAGAAGCACAGCCACGAUCAGGCCUCCUGCAGGCUUCAGUUAUCACCCUGUACACCAUGUAUCUGACCUGGUCUGCCAUGACCAACACCCCAGACAAGGAGUGCAAGCCAAACUGGGUCUCUGUUAUCAAUGGAAAUGAGCCAACACCUGCUCCAGAGGGCGAAGAACCCAAAUUUGAUGGAGAAUCAAUUGCAUCCCUGAUCAUCUGGUUCUGCUGUGUCCUUUACUCCUCCAUGCGCACGGCCUCCAACUCCCAGGCAUCGCGGCUGACCAUGUCUGACAAGGUGCUCCUCAAGGAUGACUCGACUGCCCGUAGGAUGCCUUGGGCAAUUUCCCUCGUGUCCAUACGGGUGUUUGCAGAAAUUCAAGACAAAGGAUUAACUUGUGAGCCAUUUAUGUGUAAUACAAUUAUAAACCAAACUGUGGGCUUGGCAUGUCCAUCCAUGGUUGCCAUCUGUGGCAGUAUUGGGGGCCCGACAGUGGGCGCGGAGUCCGCUGAGUUAAGCCGAACGUCCCGUUCCACAUGCUCGGGCGUUUGCUGUGCAUUUGAGCUGAACCUGCCAACCAUGCGAGGAGGACCACCAUGGUUCAAUAUAGUUCCAAUGACUCAUACCUUGAGUGAGUUAAAGGACAUGCCAUCUUGUGAACUGACGCGCUUCAGGAGACCCGAAUCAGGUGAGGGCCACCAUGUAUGGGACAAUGAGGAGGAGGGAGUAGCUUACUCCUGGUCAUUCUUCCACAUCAUGUUUGGCCUUGCCACACUCUACGUCAUGAUGACACUCACCAACUGGUUCCAACCCAACUCCGACCUCACCACACUCUCCAGUAACAUGGCUGCUGUCUGGGUUAAGAUUGUAUCCAGCUGGAUCUGCCUCCUUCUGUACGGAUGGACCCUGAUUGCACCCGCAGUCCUCACCAACAGGGACUUCAGCUAAAUACCACUUAGCUCAAGCAGUAGAGGGAGAAAGAUCCCAUUUUUGCAAAGCCUCUGAAAAU